AUGCCACGCACAUACAAGAAAAAGCCUGAGACCAGAAAAUAUGCCUCGUGUGACGACAAAAAACCCCAGAAGGCCAGUGACAUGAUAACAAGUGGAGCUAGUCAGAGGAUUGUGUGUGCUGAGUUAGGGAUCACGAUCAGCACUCUUCAAAAUAAACUUAAGAAGACACACAUGCAGAAAUCUGGACGGCCAAUUGUUCUAACAGAAUUUGAAGAGAAGGCAAUAGCUGAACAUCUUGUCGCCACAUCUGAAUGGGUUUUUCCAUUUUACUGCAAGGACAUUUUAGUCCUCAUUAAAACAUAUUUAGACAAGCAGGGCAGAUCUUUUUGAUCGUUUCAACGACAAUAUGCCAGGAAUGGACUGGUUAGAAUCAUUUAUGAACCAACACAAAGACAACCUGCACUUGAGGUUGUGUCAGAACAUCUAAACAAAAAAAAGAACAGGUGUUUCAAUGACAACCAUCCAUCAAUAUUUUAGAAAUCUUAAAGUAACUUUGAAAGACGUUCCUCCUGAAAACAUCAUCAACUACAAAGAAACAAUUUUGUCGGACGAUCCUGGACGUAAAAAA
This is a messenger RNA of Lymnaea stagnalis (great pond snail), 568 nucleotides long. Lineage: Eukaryota; Metazoa; Mollusca; Gastropoda; Lymnaeidae. The record is from the annotation of a GenBank genome assembly.